AUGGGAUCCUCAUCCUACUACACGCCAUCGUCUGGCUACAGCACUCAACAGUACAAUCCAAUUUCGUCUUCUGGUUACUCUAGCGGAUCAUCCAGUUCAUCACAGUACUACAAUCCCAACUCAAACUCACCUACUCGUUAUUACGACCCAGUUUUGAACACGAACCUCGGUUACCCGAACCAAAACCAGCAGCAACAAUACCAAUAUGGUACCGGAUAUGGUCAAGCAGGUCAAGCCAACAGUAAUCAGGGUUACUAUGGACAAACCCAGCAGUACAGCAGUACGGACAAAAUCAGCAGUAUGGACAGAACCAACAGUACCCGAACAACCAGCAAUACGGUCAGCAGUACGAUAGCGCUCAGAGUUGGUGCUGUGGACCGACAUCGACGUCAUGUUGCUAUCAAACCAGCACGAGCUCUUCGAACUCCAUGUACUACUAUGAUCCAAGCAUGA
Ostertagia ostertagi is the source of this 453-nucleotide messenger RNA. NCBI's taxonomy places the organism in Eukaryota, Metazoa, Nematoda, Chromadorea, Rhabditida, Trichostrongylidae. The record is from the annotation of a GenBank genome assembly.